Messenger RNA from Aspergillus pseudonomiae, 992 nucleotides. RefSeq names its product rhodanese-like domain-containing protein. The record is from RefSeq and is a predicted model, not a curated record. Gene Ontology annotation, molecular function: thiosulfate-cyanide sulfurtransferase activity. The transcript is spliced from 2 exons. Gene Ontology annotation, cellular component: mitochondrion. NCBI's taxonomy places the organism in Eukaryota, Fungi, Ascomycota, Eurotiomycetes, Eurotiales, Aspergillaceae. Bases 90 to 728 code for a protein of 212 amino acids.
CCGACAUUCAUGACUGACAUCACCUCAACUCCAUCUCCAUCAAUCCUGAGGACUGCAACAUACUAUCAUAAACCCAAUCACAACCCAAAAUGGCCUCGAUACAAUCCAUCCGACGUCCCCUAACAGGGCUCGCUUCCCGCACCGCAAAGCAAAUCUCCGCUCCGGCCACAAUCAGAUCAUCAUUCCGCACCGUCCCGGAAAUAACUCGAGCCUUCGGAACAGCACCAUCGCCAUGUCUCGCUCGUGGAAUUCCCUCCGUACGCCGCAUGAAGCUGGCUCCAGUGCAACAGAGCUUCCGCCGAUGGAAAAGCGACGGUGAACCAUCCUUCAGACAAUGGGGGUUUGAAGAUAUCAACGCCUCCCUCCCGGCCUCACCCGGAACAAAACCCCAAAAGAACCUCAUCCUCGUUGACGUGCGCGAGCCCGCCGAGUUGAGCUCGACGGGUAUCAUCCCGUCCGCUGUCUCCGUGCCGCUUGCGUCGCAGCCGGAUGCGUUCUUCCUCACACCGGAGGAGUUCGAGACGAGGUUUGGAUACCCCAAGCCUGGGGCUGGCGAAGAGGGUGAUAUUGUGUUUUAUUGUAAGGCUGGGGUGAGGGCCAAGGCUGCGGCACAGUUGGCUGUGCAGGCUGGGUAUGAUGCUGAGAGGAUUGGGGUUUAUGACGGGAGUUGGUUGGAUUGGGCGGAUAGGGGCGGUAGGGUUGAGAGAUGGGAUGGGGAGUCGGAGUAAUUUCGUCUUUUUCUUUUCGUCUCUCCUCUCUUUUCGUUUCUUCUGUUCUGGGCCUUUCGGGGGAGGGGUUUGGGAAGGUCAAGGGUGGUUGUAUAUAUUGUAUUAGAUGGGUAGGCUAUGGUUAUCUUGGACGAUGGGAGAAUAUGGGUUAUUGGAACAGUGAGGUCGUUGUAAAGACCGCCUAUAUUAAUCACAUGUGGUAGAAGUCAAAAGAAAUCCAAUGCAUUGAACUAAAUCGCAAGUAUCAUUAACAAGCAUAACUAU